AUGUUCUGCUGCUUCAGGCCCUCUAGAGCGGCCAGAGAUGAAAUAGGUGUCAAGCACUCUGAUUCGGACGGGGCUGGGGAGCAGUUCAAGGGCAGCAAGAGCAGCAGCGGCGGCGCGGCUGUCGGCGGGCCACAGCUCAAGCAGCAGCCGCGCCCCCCGAGUCAGGGUGUCCAACAGCAGCAGCAGCAACACCAGCAGCACCAGCACCAGCACCAGCACCAGCAACAGCAGGAGGAGCACCAGCAACGGCUGCAGCAGCUGCUGCACCAAAAGCCAGAGCAGGAGGAGCAGCAGCACCAGCAGCACCAGCAGCACCAGCAGCACCAGCAGCACCAGCAGCAGCAGCCGGAGGAGCCACAGCUGCAUCCUCAGCAGGACCACCUCCAGUUGCGGCAGCAGAGCGGCCGCCGCCUCAAUGACGAGGUGCUUGUGUCCUCACAAGACCAGCGGCCGGUGGAGGGCGCCCCUUCCACCUCGUCCAACGGCCACCCCAAGCACACACGCCACCAAACCGUCUACGCCAACGACGCCAACGGCCCUCGGGCCGACGAGGCGGAAGGCGAAAGCGAGGGCGAGGGUGUGGCGGAGCGGGCGCACGGCAGCGGCAGCGGGACCGAGCUUGUCAGCGGGGCCGAGGGUGACGGCCACUCGUCGCGGCGGAGGCCGUCGCGAGCCUCGUCGCAGCGCAACCUGAAGCCCAAAUAUAAGGUGGCUUUUGAGGAGCUGGUGUUCCAUGAGACCAUCGGCAAGGGCAGCUACAAGACGGUGUACCGCGGCCGCUGGGCCAACACCAACGUUGCGAUCGUGCGCAUGCGCAAGGGCGGCGCUGUCACAGAGGCGCGCAUGAUGCAGCAGCUGAGCGGGCACCCCAACCUAGUCCAAUUUUACAGGUGGGCUGCGGACGCGUCUGGCAAUGAGUACGUGGUGAUGGAGCUGGUGCCCCUGGGGUCGCUGGACAAGAUGCUCGCGCAGUUUGGGCCCUUCCUGCGCACUAGCGCCAAGUUCCAGAUGUGCGAACAGAUUGCGUCGGCAAUGGCGGCUCUGGCGCGGGAGGGCGUGCUGCACCGGGACCUGGCGGUCCGCAACGUGCUGGUGGCGUCCAUUGACCCUGUGCACGUCAAGGUGGCCGACUUUGGCCUGGCGCGCGAGACCUACGCCACCUCUCAGCGCGCGCUGCUCGAGAGCCUGCCCGUCCGCUGGACGCCGCCAGAGGUGGUGCUGCGGCAGGAGUGGAGCCCCGCCAGCGACGUCUGGGCCUUUGGGGUCACCAUGUGGGAGAUAUUCUCAAACGGCUGCGAGCCGUAUGCGAGCCUCACGAACGAGCAGGUCGUGCGCGCCCUGCUGAGCGGCACGCGCCUGGAGCGGCCGGCCAAGUGCCCCCGCGAGGUGUUUGCCCUGAUGGCGGCCUGCUGGGCCACAGACCCCCGGGACCGCCCCUCCUUUGACGCAAUCAUCGAGCGAUUCGGGCGCCUGCGCGACGCAGCGCGCGGCGCUGGCGUGCAGCCUGCGUCGGGGGUCAGCGAGGACGGCAGCGCACAGACGCAAAGCAGCGCCGGCUCUGCCGCGUCCGCCGUCGCCGCCGCCGCCACCGCAGCCGUGGCAGCCGCCAGACCGCCCAGCAUCCCCAGGGGCCAGCCAGGCGCGCCAGGCGCGCCGCCGCCGGCUGCCGGUGGCGGGGAACGCGCAGCGGCAGGCGGCGCGGCAGCGACGGCGGCAGCGGCGAUGGGCGGUGGCAGGGUGCACAGCGCUCCCAGCGCGCUGCUGGACCCGGCCCCGACCACCGGGGCCGCAGCCACCGGGCUUGCUGAUGCGGCCGGGGCCGAUGCUGGCGACGCCGUGGCGCUCCUGCAGCCAGGCGCGCCCGAAGCCGCUCUUGUGACGCCCUUGCCGCCCGCCAGCGACGAAGGGCGCCACGCGCGCCGCCAGGCCGGCAGAGGCUCCGGCAACGUUGGCGGCGGCGGCGGCGGGUCCGCCCCCCUGGCUUGGAAGUCUAUCAAUGAAGCGAUGGCCCAGAUGGUAGCUAUGCCGCCGCCACCCGGCACGGCGGCGCACCACGCGCCAGCCGUGCCUGCAGACUUGAUCGCGCAAUUCGCCGCGCAGACAUCGCCUGGCCCGGCGGGGGGGACGCAGGUCGGGGCGGCGACAGCCACGGGACAGCUGGCGUCGGCUGGGGAGCGCUCUGCAGGAGAGGGUCAGGAGGACAGCAGCAGCGCGGGAAGGCAGCCAUCCACAGCCGCAGCGGUGCCAGACGAGUCCCCCAGCGGAUCCCCCAGCGGGUCCCCCAGCGGUGCCGCAUGGCGCAGCCGCAACCGCGGCAGCGACGGCGGCAGCGGGCGGAGCUCGCAGGAAGGGGCUGCUGAUGGGGGCCUUGCGCUCCUGGAGCCUGUGGUGGUUGCAGCCGAGCUGAGCAAGCACGGCGACGCGCCGCCCGGCAGCGGCGCCGGCGGCGCUGGUGGCGCCGGCGCCGACCCCCUCGACUGGGCCGCGCCCUCUUUGGACGACGCCGUGACCAGCGGCGGCGCCGGCAUGAGCGUGACCAUCAGCGCCAGCGGCAUCCGCGCCGCGGGCGGCGCCGGGCUUGAGUGGGACCGAGAUGGGCGGGGGCCAUCUCACACGCAGGUCGACCUGGGCUCCUCGCAGAGCCGGUUUGAGCUUGCACCCCUGCAGCGCCACGGCCACGGGCAGGGCCCGCACGCCCGGCAGUUUGAGUUUACACCUGCUCAGCGGCUUGUCGGCCUGCAUGACGCCUCACGCACUGCCAACGCCACGGCGGCGGCAAUGAGCGGAACUGGGGCGGCGGACGCAGUUGGCGGGCCGGCGCAGAGGUUGUGGCAGCCGACGGCGGCAAAAGACGGUGAGCAGCUACGGCAGCAGCAGCAGCAGCAGCAGCAGCAGCUGCAGCAGCAGCAGCAGCAGCAGCAGCAGCAGCAGCAGCAGCGACACAAAACUCAUUACAAUAAUUGGCAGCAGCAGGGUGGCAACGAGCAGGAUGAAGGUGAUGAGAGCACAGACGAGGAAGGCAGCAAAGCAGUACCUGAGGGUCCCGACAAGAGCCGCCCCUGGGAGGUCGCAGCGGCAGUGCCCAGGGAGCGGGGUGGCCGCCAGAUUGAGGGCGAGGGGGUUGGUGUCGAUGGUGGUGAAACGAGCGACGACCAAGGAUACGAGGAAGAUGAGGAGGACGCAGCCGUCCGUGGCGCCGAAGGCGGCGACACAGUGGACGCCUCCGCGCCGUCUUGCAGCUACCCUGCGGCGCGGCGCGGCGCCGCUGCCGCCCUCGCCGCGGACGCGGCGCGCGGCGGGCCGGCCGCAGCGGGCCUCGGCCGCGCGCGUGCGCUGCAGCUGCAGCAGCUGCACGCACAACUCCAGGCGCAACAGCAGCGGGCGGCGGCUGCGGGCGGCGGGCAGGCGGGGAGGCCGCCGGCGGGGCUGGGGGUGGGGCCGUACGGUUUGCUGGGUGGUCUGGAUGAGGCGGAGGAGACUGCGGCCCACCUGACAUUUACGCAGGAGCAGAUCAUAGACCCCAGGGAGCACAGCUUCUCGAUGUCGACGCUGAGCACUAUGGAGUCAUUCGACGCCGUCAGCAUGGCGCACCGCGGCGUGGAGCCCACCACCAUGGGCGCCUUUGCCCUGCCAUGGCGUGGCCCCAGUCCGGGCGCGUCCCUCAUGCAGUCCCCCAUCGUCACCCCCGCGGCCUCGCGCGACACGUCUUACACGACCGUGUCGCGCGAGCCAUCCGACACGCCCGCCCCGUCCCCGGCGGCGUCACGCCUGUCGCUGCACACCGCGGCGAGCGGCUCGCCCGCCCGGCCUGGCGGCGUGCCCGGCGGCGGCGGCGCGGCGGGGGGGGCCGCAAGCAUUGGCAGCAACAGCGGCUCGCCUGCACAGAAGCAGCGGUGGGAGCAGCGUGGGGGCCUGCAGUGGCAGGUGGAGCAGGAGCACGAGGGCAGCCCGCCAGCGAGGUCACCCGGCGCGCUGGCGCCCGUGCUGGAGCAGGGGCACGCGCCGCGGCGCGCGCUUGGAGGCGACGAGGCGGCCUCGCCGCGGCCGGGAAGGCAGCACGCCGGCGUCAGCGUCCCGCCUUCGCCCGGCCGCGCCGCCGGCGCGGCGUCCGCGGCAGCGCCCACGGCUGCGCAGCAGCACCCAGGGCUCGUGCCUGCUGGCUCGGCCGCAGACGCCGGGAGCCGCUGCCGGCUGCCGGCUGACGCGAGCCGCGUCCACAGAAGCGGCGGCGGCAUGAGCAGCCCUUAUGCCAACAUUCAGGACAUCAUGUUCAAUGCAGCCGCGCAC
Monoraphidium neglectum is the source of this 4287-nucleotide messenger RNA. RefSeq lists its product as hypothetical. Gene Ontology annotation, molecular function: protein tyrosine kinase activity; ATP binding. The transcript has 11 exons. The record is from RefSeq and is a predicted model, not a curated record. Lineage: Eukaryota; Viridiplantae; Chlorophyta; Chlorophyceae; Sphaeropleales; Selenastraceae. The annotation marks the transcript as partial. Gene Ontology annotation, biological process: protein phosphorylation.